Molecule: messenger RNA, 2865 nt
Organism: Trichoderma reesei QM6a
Lineage: Eukaryota; Fungi; Ascomycota; Sordariomycetes; Hypocreales; Hypocreaceae
Exons: 4
Biological process (GO): DNA-templated transcription; regulation of transcription by RNA polymerase II
Cellular component (GO): chromatin
Molecular function (GO): RNA polymerase II cis-regulatory region sequence-specific DNA binding; zinc ion binding; DNA-binding transcription factor activity, RNA polymerase II-specific
Source: RefSeq, a predicted model, not a curated record
CGUGACGAGGCCCAGAAGAGGCCUGGCGAUGACCAGAACGAAGUCUCGUCGAACUCCGAAGAACCAACACGCAAGCGGAGGCGGAGCCGGAAGGGCCUGGAAAAGAGGUUUGAAUGCAACGCCGAGGGUUGCGGGAAGAGCUACUCAAGAGCUGAGCAUUUAUACCGACAUCAACUUAAUCAUAAUUCUAAACAGAUUUUUCGCUGCGAGUAUCCCGAUUGCCCCCGAACCUUUGUUCGAGGAGACUUGUUGAAGCGGCACAUGGACCGGCACACGGCCAAGGGUUCGCAGCUCAACAGGAGGGACUCCAUGGUCAGCCAUGCGGCGUCUGUUGCUUCCCCCAAACUCGCCCCUGCUGAUUCCAGUCGGUCAGUGCCAGUGCCGCCCCCUCCAAUUCAUCACCAUCACCCCUCUCCCCAGGAGCCUCCUGGUGACCCCUACCCGCUGAUGAACAACGUCGGCCCUCCUUUGUUCCCCGGUAGCUCAUCGUCCGUCGGGCACGAUGCAUUUGGUCGCGAUCCUAUUGCACUUGCGGCAACAGUGCCUCGCAGGCUGGGUACCGGCCAGCCUUCUCAUGGCCCCAGUCGGCCAUCGAUCCAGACGAAUGUCGGUCCAUACGGCGUCAUUUCACCAGCCUCUAGCCACCAUGGCUAUCAUAGCCAGUCCAGCAGCACCCCGCAAACCGCCGGCUUUGUUUCCCAGCAUAAUGUUUUACCGUUUAGCUUGCCACCGGCACAAUUCUCUCACCUGCAAACGGCUCCGCCGCCGCCGCCGAGAGAUGGGACAGCAUCUCAUGCAACGACGACUGCGGCGUCACAUUAUUCCGACACCCAUCACUCUCAUCAACAUGAUAUGCUGAUGCUCGAUCACAUGGAAAUGUCAAACAGUGGACCAGUAUUUGCUGACGAUGGCGUCAACAAGUCUCCGUAUGUAGGGAUGCCAGAGGAUUUCAUGGCCUACUUGUUCAACUCCCUGCCAGCGAAUGAUUCUCCCCAUUCACAUGCGCUACCACCUCCUCUCUUAAAGUACUAUUUGGGCGAGCAAUCACCUGUGGGACUAUUCCCCCCUGACCCCCAAGAUGUUAUGGCUGUUAAUAACAUCUUGGAGCAGCAUGCCCCGGAGGCCAGUCUCACAGAGGAGCGUAGCCAGGAGAUUUUCGACCUCAUCAGCGAACGGUUCCAAGAGGACAAUGAGGAUAUUUCAGCGAGACAGCGACGAAACAGCAUCCUUAGCGGCGACCGCUCGUCCGGCGAGCACAUGCUAAGCAGGAGGAUGAUGCAGGCUUACGUAGGCUCGUACUGGUACCACUUUAACGAUCAGAUGCCCAUCCUGCACAAGCCCACCUUUGCCACGGAGAAGACGCCCAAUCUGCUACUCAUAGCCAUCAUGGCUAUUGGUGCGGCUUGCCUGGACAGAACCCACGGGACCAAGGUGACAAUGGCCGGAGCAGAGGUGUCUAAUUUUCUCGCAGAGCACCUGCGAUGGGAAGUGUUCAUGGAUCGAAGUUUCAAGCCUCCUGCUAAACUCUGGGUUUUCCAAACGCUGAUCCUGCUUGAGCUAUACGAGAAGAUGUAUUCGACGAGGGAGCUGCACGAGCGAGCUCACAUUCACCACGCCACUACGGUUACUUUGAUGAGGAGAGGGCGAUCGCUUAUCGGCAAGUCUACGCUAGAUUCGCCGCCCCAGCACAGCACCGACGGAUCGCGAAAGUCGUCGGCCUCUGGGAUCGCUCACACAGCAGAUGAAUGGUGGAACCACUGGAUCACAAACGAGGCGACGCGAAGAGCCGCCUUUGCCGCCUUCAUUAUCGACUCGACCCAUGCUACCAUGUUUGGGCAUUCGGCAGUCAUGGUGGCUCACGAAAUGAGGUUGACGCUGCCUUGUGACGAAUCGCUGUGGAGAGCUGCUAGUAGCGCCGAAGUAGGCCGAGUGGAAGCCAACCUCAUGUCCCGCGGGAUCAAGCCCGUAACGUUCCUUGAGGGGUUGAAGCGCACACUCAGUCACCAAGAUGUACGGACGACACCGUUUGGUCGAGCGGUCCUCAUGGCUGGCCUCCUCAGCAUCACAUACCAUAUGCACCAGCGCGAUCUCCAGGUCAAUGUGCUCGGAGGAGGUGUCAUUCAAGCCCUUGGAGGACGCGACAAGUGGCGGGCGACUCUCACGAGGGCCUACGAUUCGUGGAAGUCCCAUUUUGAUAAGGCGCUGGAGCUGAACGACUCCGAUCCUUACAGGCUGGACAUGCGACAGGAAGACUACAACGUCGUAUUCGAGAGCCGCACGGUGCUGCACCACUUGGCACACAUGGCCAUGCACGCUGACAUUGUCGACUGCCAAAUGUUCGCCCGUGCUAAGAGGCUGCUUGGUCGCUCUGUCGGACAUCAAGAGUUUCUCAGCGCCCAGCGAAGAAUCAAGGAGUUUUGGGCUCCAUCUGCCAGGGCUCGCGACGCCACGUAUUACGCGCUCAAGUUCUUGUUGUCUGUACUUGUCCCUGACCGGGCGGGGCCCCCGUACUCGACGGGUCCUGACCGCGACAAGCCAUACGAAACCCGCGACGAUGUGCUAUUGAACCGUCCCUGGGUCCUCUACUUUGCGGCACUGGUCGUCUGGUGCUACGGAUAUGCCAUUGAGGGGCCUUGUCUGACCGGAUCAACGCCGGUUGGCCACCAUGAGCAGUGGCAGCAGAUGAGAGCCUACCUCUCCAAGUACGGCGGAGUGACGGAUCCGAACGAGCUGAGGAACAUGAGGGGCAUCAACGGAAAUACCGCCAUGCUCAUGGUGCUCAAGGAUACCUUUGACAAUUCUCGCUGGGAGCUGCUACACGAGGGAGCGAACCUGUUGCAUAACUGCAUAGUGCUCAACUCUGGU